CAAUAUUUUUUAAUUGUACAUGCAUGUACAUAUGUACAUGUAUUUCAUAAAAAUCAGAUAAUAAAAGAAGAAGGUAAUUAAGCCGUCGCUAAAUCAGAAAUGGAUGUGGAUAUGGCUAGAUAAUAAGGAUGUGAAUAUAUUUCCGACAGAAACUAACGGAGAGUUUGAGUUUCUUUCGUUGAGAUUGAAAUUUUAAAUUAUUUUGAAUUUAUUUAGCAAACUAUAACAUUUCUACUUCUUCGUUGUUGACAGUCCUACUUUAUUUAUUUAUCGAAUGUAAAUAAUCGUUUAUAUGUAAAUACAAGUUAUAURAAAAACUUUUUUUUACUUCUUGCAGGGUUMUUAAUUAUGUAUUAUWGGUUUGUGUCAGUUCAACAUUUUAUGCUGUAACUCUACUCCCAGUCUGAAACGUAAACCCAAAAAAAUGAARUGGCAAAUUCAAAAUUUUAACUUUUAACUAAAUUUGCAGUGGGAUCUGCGACGACUUUCAUUUUUCCUUUUUCGGAGAAAAACAUUGAAUUAAAUCCGCAAGUCUCUAAAGAAAGACAAAUUCGCAAUUCACGAUAUAACAAUGAAUAAUACUUAUAUAUGUAUUAGGCUAUGUGAUGGGUGGUAUUAAUGUUCGUUUGUAUACAGUGGAGCCUGCAGUUGUGCUGGCCUACGAGCAUAUUCCACAGCAUUUCAUUACUGAUAAUUCAGCAACGACAAAUUCGAACAUAAGUGCCGCUCUUAUUGCUGCGAUUGACAGCCCAAAUAGCACUGCUAAUGACUUCAAUUACGUAGAAGUUAGCAAUAGCAACACUCCUGCAACAAGCUCUAUCGUUUCACUAAGCAACUUUACCUACUCUCACUUUAUUGCGGCUGUAUCUCAUGCUGUCCUUACAUCUACACCACCGACUUUGUCAAUGGCUUCAUUCGAUAUUCAUCCAGUUUUGAUUGAGCAAGAUAUUUCUUCAUCAUUUAACGGCGGCAAUAAAGUUUCGGAGGAAGUAUUGGGAAAUAAUUUGGGACCAUCAACAGAGACGACAGAGAGUGUAGGAAAUGAUAAACUAAAUUCGUUCUAUUUUUACGAGAUGGAACAAUUCGCAGUCCUGUGGAUACUCUUCACUGUUAUUGUGCUCGGUAACUCUACGGUGCUUUUUGUUCUUUUUGUAAAUAAAAAUCGAAAAUCAAGAAUGAAUUACUUUAUUAGGCAGCUGGCAGUCGCAGAUCUUUCUGUCGGUUUGCUUCAUGUGCUUACCGACAUAAUAUGGCGAAUAACAAUUUCAUGGAGGGCCGGUAAUAUUGCUUGUAAGCUCAUACGCUUUUCCCAAGUUUGCGUUACAUAUUCCUCUACGUAUGUGCUAGUAGCUAUGAGUAUCGAUCGCUAUGACGCCAUAACUCACCCAAUGAACUUCUCGAAAUCAUGGCGAAGGGCAAAGCAUCUUGUUACAGCAGCAUGGGUAGUAUCAGUUAUUUUCUCGUUACCCAUUUUGUUUCUUUACGAAGAAAAGCUAAUUCAGGGCCAGAUGCAAUGUUGGAUAGAACUUGGUUCGCCGGAAGCAUGGCAAACAUAUAUGUGCCUAGUGGCGACAACACUAUUCAUUCUUCCCGCGCUUAUCAUAUCAGCUUGUUAUGCGAUUAUCGUCAAAACUAUUUGGGCGAAGGGCUCUAUAUUCACAUCCGGAGAACGUUGUAAUAACAAUGUAACUAGUAGAAGAGCCAGCUCUCGCGGAAUAAUACCCCGAGCCAAAGUAAAAACCGUCAAAAUGACAUUUGUUAUUGUCAUCGUAUUUAUACUGUGUUGGUCUCCAUACAUUGUCUUCGACUUACUGCAAGUAUUUGGACGUAUUCCGAAAACGCAAACCAAUAUUGCUAUAGCAACGUUUAUACAGAGUUUAGCACCACUAAAUUCUGCAGCGAACCCACUCAUUUACUGCGUCUUUUCAUCGCAAGUAUUUCGCACACUCAGCCGUUUUCCCCCUUUCAAGUGGUUCAAAUGCUGUUGCCGUUCUUAUUUAAAUAGUACUUUAACACAAAGUCGUUGCAGCAGCGUGAGCCGUCGACUUCACUAUAGCUGCGAUUCAGUGCGAACGUUGACUACUUCGCUCGCCGUAUCACGACGCUCUACCAAGCCGUCAUCACAUGUAGUCAUAUGUGAAAAAGAAAAGGAUCCAUUAGCCGUUUCGGAAGUAUGAUGUCGUGCCCCUUUUAGACCGCAUCUUAACCCACAACCYUAAUAACAUAAGUUAUUUUAAAAUUGAAUUGAAUUGUUUGUGAUACAAAAAUAAUAAAUUCGUAAAUUGUUGUUAUCAAAAAUAUACAAAGAACAUAAUCCUUAUGGCUGAUUUAAAUAAAACUUUCCUUAAUUUCGCUUUGCGAAGUAAACAUUGAAGAACAUGUCAUAAUGAACGCUUUGCUUUCCCUGCUACUCUCAGAAAUCUACAUAUUAUUUCGUGCAUUGAUAUUUUCAUCUUAACAGAUUUGCUAACCUGAUGUCACAUAAGUACGAGGUGUGUUCAAAAAGUAUCGCGAAUUUUGAAUUUUCGCGGGUUACGUAUAUUCGAAUUU
Bactrocera latifrons is the source of this 2550-nucleotide messenger RNA. RefSeq names its product cardioacceleratory peptide receptor (gene CCAP-R). Gene Ontology annotation, biological process: G protein-coupled receptor signaling pathway. The record is from RefSeq and is a predicted model, not a curated record. The transcript is spliced from 6 exons. Gene Ontology annotation, molecular function: vasopressin receptor activity. Gene Ontology annotation, cellular component: membrane. Lineage: Eukaryota; Metazoa; Arthropoda; Insecta; Diptera; Tephritidae. The coding region runs from base 606 to 2177 and encodes 523 amino acids.